AUAGUGGCCUUCCUGUUCUCAGAGUGUAUAAGCACUAUACAUAUACGGACCGAGAAACAUCAGCAGCCGUCGAGGACACCCACGCCAUUCCACUGUGUUGAGCAGCGUGAUCUGCAGGAUUGUGCCCAUUGCACCGAAAACGCGUGUUAUGUAUAUCGAAGUGCAUCCGAGCUGUGAGAAACUGUCCAUGGGCAUUGGGCAUCCGCUCCGUAUCACCAUAAAACAUUGGAAGCAACUGGUCAAAGAAAACGGGAGCGAAGAUGUCCUUCGUCAAGGUCCUCGCGACAUUUGUAUUCUCCUGGGCCUUUGUGCAGCACAGCAGCGCCCAAGGACCAUACCCUGGACAGAUCAAGAAUCUCGUAACGUUUGGCGACUCCUACUCAGACGUCGUGAAUACCGGAGACAACGCCACCGCGUGGCCUGUCUAUGCGGCGAUGUACGGCGGCUUCACACUGUAUCCGUACGCGAAGGCGGGUGCGACUUGCUCGAAUUACCUCACUCCACGGCUGUUCCCAUCGGUCUUCGAGGACGAGCUGCCGCUAUACUUCACGCAGAAAGAGAACGGCUCGUUAGAGCUUGAUCCGACGUCCACAAUGUACACGCUCUGGAUCGGGACGAACGAUGUCGGUGUGGGAGAGCUCAUCACAGGACAGCAGACAGCGGGAGUUACGCUUGUGAACACCGUUUCCUGCGCGGUCGAAUGGGUAAACGUCCUGUAUCUGAGCGGCGCCAGGAACUUCGUCUUCCAGAACAUGUUGCCUCUGCAAGAUACGAUCCUGUAUUCGGCCAACUCGUACCCGAACAGAUACUGGACAGAGCAGCGUAACACCACUGAAUGGAACGUUUUCAUGACGGAGAUGACCAACACAGGCAACGCCCUAUCGCGCGCGAUGCUGACGGCCUUGGCGCCAACGCUUGAAGGCGCACAUCUCGGUAUCUUCGACUCGUACGGCUUGGUAUCGGAUAUCCGAGCAUUCCCGCAGAACUAUCUAAAUGGGAGCGUACCGUACAACGUGACAGGGUGCAUCAACUCGUGCGUUUUCCAGCUCAACGAGAGCACGUCGGGUACGCCAGACUGUACGGUUGCCGAGGGCACUGCGCGGGACAGUUUCCUGUGGUACGACGAGUUGCAUCCGUCUGAACAGACCGAUAGGGUUAUCGCACGAGAGCUGGCGGCGGCGAUCGUCAGGAACUCGUCCCAGUGGAUUACGUGGCUCAUCUAAGAGACCAAUGGAUGUAAUCUACGAUAGACUGCAGCACAUGUCGUAGGCACGACGAGUUGCGUCCAUCUGGAU
Molecule: messenger RNA, 1295 nt
Organism: Laetiporus sulphureus 93-53
Lineage: Eukaryota; Fungi; Basidiomycota; Agaricomycetes; Polyporales; Laetiporaceae
Product: carbohydrate esterase family 16 protein
Exons: 6
Coding region: 261-1223 (320 amino acids)
Molecular function (GO): hydrolase activity, acting on ester bonds
Source: RefSeq, a predicted model, not a curated record